Hyalella azteca is the source of this 777-nucleotide messenger RNA. RefSeq lists its product as uncharacterized. The record is from RefSeq and is a predicted model, not a curated record. The annotation marks the transcript as partial. Gene Ontology annotation, molecular function: nucleic acid binding. Lineage: Eukaryota; Metazoa; Arthropoda; Malacostraca; Amphipoda; Hyalellidae. The transcript has a single exon.
AUGUCACAGCUCGGCAACGCGUGCUCCGAUCAAGNCAACUUGCUGGUAAGUGAGGCUCAAAGACAAGCCUUCGGCGAUCUUAUCGCUCUUCUGGCAAACGGCAAACAGGUACGACCUCAUCAUCGACUUGUUAAGCUAUCACCUUUCCUCGACGAAGACGGCCUCCUGCGUGUAGGUGGCCGGUUAAAGCUAGCAGACUUAGGGUGGGAUAUAAAACACCCUAUCCUGCUGCCCGACGGUCAUCCCGUAAGCACGGCUAUUUUUCAACACUACCAUUCGAAGGCUAAGCAUCAAGGUCGACUGGUGAGUCACGCAACGGUUCGAGAGGGCGGUUAUCAUCUCGAACAUGGUAGAAGAGCCGUCAUGAGACUUGUAAGUAAUUGCGUUACUUGCCGUCGCCUACGCGCCCUCCCUCACAACCCUCGCAUGGCCGAUUUGCCGGCCGAACGCACAUCACCUGCUCCACCAUUCACUGCAAUUGGCAUGGACGUGUUCGGUCAUUGGUGGAUAAGCAACGGGCAAUCGACUCGCAGGACCUGCUCGCGACGGAAGUGCUGGGCGCUUCUCUUCACCUGCCUGGCGUCUCGUGCCGUGCACGUAGAGUGCCUUCCCGCCUUGGACACCGCAACGUUCAUCAACGCCUUCAAGCGCUUCCUAGCCCUCAGAGGCCCGUGCAACUUGGUGCGCUCAGAUCGUGGCUCAAACUUCAUCGGAGCCAGGAAUCAGGCGUCCGAGGUCAACCUGGAGCAAGUGGCUCGCACUCUGACCGACCUGGGC